Molecule: messenger RNA, 1918 nt
Organism: Diospyros lotus (date-plum)
Lineage: Eukaryota; Viridiplantae; Streptophyta; Magnoliopsida; Ericales; Ebenaceae
Product: transcription factor bHLH128
Exons: 6
Coding region: 310-1539 (409 amino acids)
Biological process (GO): regulation of transcription by RNA polymerase II
Cellular component (GO): nucleus
Molecular function (GO): protein dimerization activity; RNA polymerase II cis-regulatory region sequence-specific DNA binding; DNA-binding transcription factor activity, RNA polymerase II-specific
Source: RefSeq, a predicted model, not a curated record
AAUUGAAUAAAUUAGGACAAGUGAGUUAGAGAAAGUGUAGAGUAACACCAAUUCCAAUACGAAAUUACGAAUACCAAGACCAAGGCAAGGCUAAGUUUCUAAGUAUGGAUUAGAGACUUAGAGUAACGUUAUGUGUAAUAUGUAUGCAAUGCAAGUGGAAGAAAUGAAAACCGAAAUAAAAAUAAAAAAGACGGGCAGCCAGUUGUAGGAUGGAAGGGGGCGUUGGGUCCCAGUCCUCCAAUUAGAAGGAGAAGGCAAGGGCAAAGGCAAGGCAAAAAGCAACGAGAUCGAUUGAGGAGUCAACUAACUAUGUACAACCCCCACCAGCACCAGCACCAGCACCAGCAUCACCCCCCCCCCCAGCAGCCGCGGCCGCCAUCUUCUGCUUCUUCGUCUUCUUCUCUGGGAGCGGGGUCAAUCCCAAUUGGCCCCCCCAGGGGGAGCGGCCAGCUGAUUCGGUAUGGCUCGGCCCCGGGUUCCUUGCUCUCCAACACCGUCGAUUCCCUCAUCACUUGCGACCUCUCUGCCCUUGGCGGAUCCCAUCCCCUCUCCCACUAUCAUCAUCAUCAUCGCUACUUCUCGGCGGCCGGCGAGACCACCUCUUCUUCCUCCGCCACUGCUUCCGAAUCCACCACCUCCUCCUGCAUUAUUAAGCCCCUCUCCGCCGCCAACAACUGCAACAGCUACUGUCUUAACGAGAUAGCCGGAAACUUCGCCGCCUCCUCCAGCGCCACUACUAAUAAUUUGUUCACCAAAACGGGCGGAGCAGGAGCAGGGUCCUUGGUUCGUCACAGCAGCUCCCCUGCUGGCCUUCUCAAUCAUCUCCUCCCGCCAAAUACCACUACCGCUGAUACAACUACCUCCCCUGCUGCUGAAAACGUAAGAACAGUUUUCUCAGUUGCAAGAGGAAUCGGGAGCUAUAAUUCCAAGGGGGUUUCUGAUAGUGGCCAUGGACUAUCUAGGUUGAGUUCUCAGUUGAGCUUCACAAGACAAGAAUCACUCUCUCAUAUAUCCGAAGAAAGUGAAAACGUUGCUGAGGACAUGAGUGCAGAAAAUGGCCACAGAAAAGCUGCUCAUUUUUAUGCCACGGCUGGAACUGGGAUGAGCUCUUGGAGUGAUACAAAUUCCAUUGUGUUUUCUGCUCCAUCAAGCAAACGAGCCAAAAACAUUACUGAUGAUGUGGUCCAUAGCCUUGACACUGUUGAAUCACAGUUCGGCUUGCCUCAGACAGCUCUAGAGAUGGCUUCAAUGGAUAAGUUACUACAAAUCCCUCAAGACUCCGUCCCUUGCAAAAUUCGUGCCAAGCGUGGUUGUGCCACUCACCCUCGAAGUAUUGCCGAAAGAGAGAGAAGAACAAGAAUAAGUGGGAAAUUGAAGAAGCUUCAAGAUCUUGUCCCUAACAUGGAUAAGCAAACAAGCUAUGCAGACAUGCUGGAUUUGGCAGUUCAACAUAUCAAAGGCCUCCAAAAUCAGGUUCAGAAGCUUCACAAGGAACUGGAGAAUUGCACGUGCGGAUGCAAGCAAACCAAGGAAGACUAGUGAAUGAGCAAACGGCCAAACAGGUAAGCAGAUCAUUCAAGUUUGAUGGCAUGGCGUGGCGUGGCACGGCUUGGCUUUGUUAUUGUGAUCCAGGCCCAAGGUAGCUUCAGAAGAUGACCCCAAUCUUUAUGUGUGUACAUAAAGAGGCAACAUUUUUCUCUUCUUGUUGUCCAAGUAUAAGACCAUUUUCUCUUUCUGCCACAAAUAUGAAUGCUAAUCCUGAUUUCUGCUUCUGAACUGUAAUUCUGUGAAAUAUUUGACUUGUAUUUUUCUUCUUCUUUUUCUUUUUUGUUUUUGUUUUCUUGGGUACUUGUAUUUUGGUUUUAACUUGAAUUACUUUUUAUUGAAACUAAAAAUAAAUAGUCACAGCAAUUGCUAA